Prorocentrum cordatum is the source of this 1502-nucleotide messenger RNA. Lineage: Eukaryota; Dinophyceae; Prorocentrales; Prorocentraceae. The record is from the annotation of a GenBank genome assembly.
CUGCGCCCUGGGCCGGAAGAGGGGCCGCUGCGCCGCGUGCUCGCGGCCGAUGCCGCCCAGGAGGACCGCGCUGAGGGCGCUGGCGGCGAGGGCCCUGCCGGCGGGGGCGCCCGCUCGUCCAGCAGCGCGGCGAGGCCGUCUCGGCAGGGCGGCGCGGCCGACGCCGCGCCGCCCGCGCAGACGGCCUACGCGGCCUUCCGGGAGGCGCUCCGCCAGCCCGCCCUGGAGCCGUUCGCGGCGCGUUUGCAGGACGGCUUCCCGGGCGGCCUCCGGAGGGAGGAGGCCGCCAAGCGCGUCCACCGCUUCCUGAGCGGCGCCUCGGCGCACCUGCUGUCCGAGAGCCCCGCGUUCGCCGCGGCCGCCGCCUCCGAGGAGGGCCGGGCGAGCGUCGUGGAGGGGCUGGAGAAGUUCCUGCUCACGAAGCUGCACGGGAAGGUCUUCGCCGGGGAGCCCGCGGACGCCGCGGAGGACGCGACGCUGCGCGAGCGCAUACGCGGCCUCUGCUGGUUGGACUGCGAGCACCUGGGCAUCCCGCCCGUGGACCCGGACCUGCUCGCAGAGGCCGCGGGGCAGCUGCGGGAGAUGGACAAUUACCGGGCGCCCCACGACAAGCUGGUGGUCCUGCUCAACGCCUGCCGCGUCAUAAACCACAUCCUGAAGAGGACGGUUGCGGAGAGGGCCCCAGAGGCGACGGGGCGGCCGCUCUCCGCGGACGACUUCCUGCCCGUGCUCAUCUACGCGGUGCUCGCCGCCAACCCGCCCCGGCUGCACUCCAACGUGGAGUUCGUCUCCGCCUUCAGGCACCCGUCGCGGCUCGUGGGGGAAGACGCCUACUUCCUCACGGCGCUCCAGUCCGCCGUGGCAUUCAUCCGCAGCGCUGGGCCGAAGGAGGUGGACCUGGAGCGGGAGGAGUUCGACAGGCGCUGCGCAGAGGCGCUGGCGUCGCGUGCCGACGCGUGCCCGGAGGGCCCCCAGGCCGCGACGGCCGCCGCGCGAGCCCUGGAGCUGGCGCCAGAGCAGGCGGCGAGGCUGCGCGCGAGGGCGGCGGCGGUGCCGCUGCGCUUCGAGGGCGUCGAGUGCGCGGCGCAGCUUCGGAUGGGUGACGUGCCGGUGUUGCUGGACGAGUACAGGCAGAUGGCCGCGCUGCUGCGAGACGUGGCCCGCGGCACGCUCGUCUGAGGCCCUCGGGGUCGAGCGGGAAGGGGAGGAUGAAGCAGACACGAAGGAGCGUGCGCAGCCUCGGGAUCAGACUGUGGGGCGAGCGCGAGAAAGCCGGUGCGGCCGAACGAGCAGGCAGGGAGCGCGGAGCAUCGCGCGCCGAGGCCCAGCCGCACGCCGACAUCGUCCUUGGGACCCCCGUGGAGCUCACUUCUCCCCCCCACCAUCCACCCGGCCGACCGCCCUCCGUUUCCCCCCCCCCCUCCGCGAGGGUCCGGCGGCUCCAGCCGCGCGCGCGGAGACGAGGAGCGGAGGUCGGCCGCGAGCUGCGAGCGACGGGGCAA